AUGCCGCCGCUGAUCGACAGCCCUCAGAUCAAGCAGGCCGAGCUGCUGCGCCCGCUACCCUUUCACAUCCACGCCUACGUCUGGCCCUUUGCCAUCAUCUGGCCCAUCUUCCUGCGAUACUACCUGACUCCUGAUCUGUACGAGAAAUACAUUGGUGCGCCGGAAUGGACUUUCGUUUGGUGUGGCACCAUCAUCACUCUACAGUCGCUUGUCUGGCUUAGCACACACUGGAGUGUUGCCUUGGAGGCUCGCUUCAAGGCUACCAGGGUCGACGCUGUUGAAGACGCCCAGCUAAUCAAGGUUCUGCCCAUUGCCAACGCAGGCUCUGGCGAGAUUUGCAAACUUGUUGGUGGCAAGCUCAUCACCUCGUUCCUGUUUCAGAAGCGCCGUUUCCUCUACAACCCCGAAACAAAGUCCUUCUCUACGCUCCAAUAUGACAUCGACUCCGAGCCCAAGCCAACCAUCGGUCACUUCCAGUCCUUCAGGGGUCUUGAGAAGCAGUCUGAACUCACCCGGGUCGAACAGCACUACGGUACCAACACUUUCGACAUUCCCGUUCCCACCUUUACCGAGCUCUUCAAGGAGCACGCCGUUGCUCCAUUCUUCGUUUUCCAGAUCUUCUGCGUCGGUCUUUGGUUGCUCGAUGAAUAUUGGUACUAUUCACUCUUCACGCUGUUCAUGCUUGUGGCUUUCGAAAGCACCGUCGUUUGGCAGCGUCAGCGCACUCUCAACGAGUUCCGUGGUAUGAGCAUUAAACCCUAUGACAUCUGGGUGUUCCGUCUUGGGAAAUGGACCGAGAUUCAGACAGACGCUCUUUUGCCCGGCGACCUCGUCUCAGUCGACCGAACCAAAGAAGACAGUGGUGUGGCUUGUGACAUGCUGUUGGUUGAGGGAACAGCCAUCGUCAACGAGGCUAUGCUUUCUGGAGAAAGCACGCCUCUCCUCAAGGACUCUAUCCAGCUGCGUCCGUCUGACGCUGUGCUGGACCCUGAAGGACUAGACAAGAACGCCUUCCUUUGGGGUGGCACCAAGGUCCUUCAAGUUACACACGGCAACCCUGAGCAAGAGAAGCCAAAACUAUCGUCUCACGUUCCAACACCUCCUAACAACGGCGCCAUGGCUAUUGUUACCAAGACUGGAUUCGAGACCUCUCAGGGCAGUCUUGUUCGCACCAUGAUUUACUCCACCGAACGCGUUUCAGCCAAUAACUUUGAGGCCCUUCUAUUCAUCUUGUUCCUCCUAAUCUUCGCAAUCGCCGCCUCUUGGUAUGUUUGGGAUGAGGGUGUCCGCAAAGACCGCAAACGAUCCAAACUUCUGCUCGACUGCAUUUUGAUUGUCACCAGUGUCGUUCCCCCGGAAUUGCCCAUGGAGCUCAGUCUUGCCGUCAAUACUAGUCUGGCCGCACUUUCCAAGUUGGCUAUUUUCUGUACCGAGCCCUUCCGAAUUCCUUAUGGUGGCCGUAUUGACGUUGCUUGCUUCGACAAGACUGGUACCCUCACCGGCGAAGAUCUGGUUGUCGAAGGUAUUGCUGGACUUGGCCUGGCCGACUCAAAUAUUGUUGAUACAAAGGAAGCCGAUGGAGCUCACUCCACCAUGGUGCGUGUGACCGAGGCCAGUAUUGAGACUCAACUCGUCCUCGCCACUGCCCAUGCUCUUGUUAAGCUUGAUGAGGGUGAUGUUGUUGGUGAUCCCAUGGAGAAAGCUACCCUGACGUCUCUUGGCUGGGGUCUUGGUCGUAACGACAUCUUGGCUAGCAAGAACAAGAAUAGUGGUGCCCAGGGAACCGUACAGAUCAAGCGCCGCUUCCAGUUCUCCUCCGCUCUAAAACGUCAGAGCUCGGUCGCCAUGGUAAAUGGGGUCUCCAAGACUGGCAAGAAGGUGAAGGGCACUUUUGUUGGUGUCAAGGGUGCUCCCGAGACUAUCAUGAAAAUGCUGGUGAAUGUGCCCACCGACUACGAGGAGACCUAUAAGUACUUCACCCGCAAAGGAUCUCGCGUUCUGGCUUUGGCAUAUAAACAGCUCACUGUCGAUUCUGAGCUCGGUUCCGGCAAGAUCAACGACUUAAAGCGUGAAAAAGUAGAGGCUGAUCUCACUUUUGCCGGCUUUUUAGUAUUACACUGCCCAUUGAAGGAGGACGCCAAGGGGGCCGUCCAGAUGCUUAAUGAGAGUAGCCACCGCGUCGUCAUGAUUACGGGAGAUAACCCCUUGACUGCCGUCCAUGUUGCUCGCGAGGUCGAAAUCGUUGAUCGAGACGUCUUGAUUCUGGAUGCACCUGAGGACAAUGUUGACGGAAAGAAGUUGGUCUGGAAGAGCGUUGAUGACAAAAUUAGCAUUCCUGUGGAUGCAACUAAGCCCAUUGACGCUGAAAUUCUCAAGACAAAGGAUCUUUGCGUUACUGGAUAUGCCUUGGCUCAGUUCAAGGACGAAGCCGGCUGGAACUCGUUGCUCCGCCAUACUUGGGUUUAUGCCCGAGUCUCCCCUAAGCAGAAGGAAGACAUUCUCCUUGGGCUCAAGGACAUGGGCUACUACACUCUCAUGGCUGGUGAUGGCACCAACGAUGUCGGUGCUCUCAAACAGGCACACAUUGGCGUUGCCCUCCUCAACGGUACCAAGGAGGACUUGACUCGCAUUGCUGAACACUCGAGAAACACCAAAAUGAAGGAAGUCUACCAGAAGCAGUGUGAUUUAAUGAAGCGAUUCAACCAGCCCGCACCCCCUGUUCCUCUCAUGAUUGCCCACCUAUAUCCUCCUGGCCCCAGCAACCCCAACUACAUGAAGGCGGCUGAGCGUGAGGCUAAGAAUAAGAAUAUGACAAUCGAAGACUACAUCAAGGUACAGGGUCAUCCUACCGAGACUAUUGUCUCGCCUGGGGCACAAAGCUUGGCAAAUGCCCAAGGUGCUCGACAGGCCGAAGUUCAGAAGAAGGCCGCUGGAUUCGCCGACAAGCUUGCAUCUGGCAUGCUUGAAGCAGAGAUGGGUGAUGACGAACCACCCACACUUAAGCUUGGUGAUGCAUCUGUCGCUGCUCCUUUCACUUCUAAGCUCAGAGACGUCAUUGCCAUUCCCAACAUCAUCCGCCAAGGCCGGUGCACUCUCGUUGCCACCAUUCAGAUGUACAAGAUUCUCGCCCUCAACUGCCUGAUUAGCGCCUACUCCCUCUCCGUCCUGUACCUGGAGGGGAUCAAAUUUGGUGAUACUCAGUACACAAUCAGUGGCAUGCUCAUGUCUGUCUGCUUCCUCAGCAUUUCCCGCGCCAAGGUUGUCGAGGGUCUAAGCAAGGAAAGACCUCAGCCCAACAUCUUCAACAUUUACAUCAUUGGUUCCAUCCUCGGACAAUUCGCCAUCCACAUCGUAACUCUCAUCUACGUUGCCCGACUAUGCGAGAAGAUUGAGCCACGCUCCGGCGUUGUCGAUCUCGAGGCAGAAUUUGAGCCAUCCCUGCUCAACUCCGCCAUCUACCUCCUCCAGCUUAUCCAGCAAGUGUCCACUUUUGCAAUCAAUUACCAGGGCCGCCCCUUCCGAGAAUCCCUCUCCGAGAACAAAGCCAUGUUCUACGGCAUCCUCGGCGUAUCCGGUCUCGCCUUCGUCUGCGCCCUGGAAGUGAUGCCCGAAAUUAAUGAGCAAAUGAGACUCGUCAAGUUUACUGAAGAAUUCAAGAUCAAAAUGGCCGUCGUCAUGGCGCUCGAUUACGUCCUUUGCUUCAUCAUUGAGAAGGGCCUCAAGGCCGGGUUCAGCGACUACCACGCUCGUGAUAUCGCUGAGCGUCGGCCCGAGCAGCUCGAGCGCGAGAAUGCCCGUAAGAAGAUUGAGGCGGAGAAGAAGGCGGCUGACGAGGAGGCCAAGAGGAUGGAGAAGGUGGCUGAGUUCGAGAGACAAGUUGCGGAGAGGAGGAGGAAGUUGGAGGAGUGGCGAGCGGGGCGUCGUGCUCAGUAG
This is a messenger RNA of Metarhizium acridum CQMa 102, 3933 nucleotides long. NCBI's taxonomy places the organism in Eukaryota, Fungi, Ascomycota, Sordariomycetes, Hypocreales, Clavicipitaceae. The record is from RefSeq and is a predicted model, not a curated record.